Molecule: messenger RNA, 942 nt
Organism: Alternaria atra
Lineage: Eukaryota; Fungi; Ascomycota; Dothideomycetes; Pleosporales; Pleosporaceae
Exons: 3
Coding region: 1-942 (313 amino acids)
Biological process (GO): peptidyl-lysine dimethylation
Molecular function (GO): protein-lysine N-methyltransferase activity
Source: RefSeq, a predicted model, not a curated record
AUGCUACUCCCUUCGCUAAUAAACCUCCGCCGCCCACUCAACACGCCCCUCGAGCCUGAAGACAUCUUUGGGUCCUCCCUCGGGGGCAUCUUCACCGAUGAUACACAGAACCAGCAUGGCGACGAUCCAAACACGGUCAUCUUGUAUCGCAACGCCAAGUUUGGAGAGUUGGAAUUGAGGGUAGCGGAUGUGAAUGGCGAGGAGCAGAGACGAAAGUUUGCGCAUUACCUGUGGAAUGCUGGCGUCAUGAUGGCAGAGCUGGUCAGUGGGCGGGUCGAGGGCGGGGAUUUAGGCGCAAAUGGCAAGGGUUUGCUCGAAGAUGAGGAGGGUUGGAAAGACGGCCAGUGGUGGACGGACAAGGAGGAGGAGAAACAGUGGAGUGUCGAGGGCGAAACGGUGUUGGAGUUGGGUGCAGGCGUAGGAUUAGGUGGGAUUCUUAGUACGUUGGCGGGCGCGAAAGAGGUCGCCAUCACCGACUACCCGGCCGCUCCUAUCCUCGAUACCCUCAAAACCAACGUCGCGAAGAACGUCCCAGCGGCUUUGAAACCCAACGUGACCGUCGAAGGCCAUCAAUGGGGCUCGACAAGCACACCCUUUGAAACUUCGCACGCGCACCGCUACACGCGCAUCCUCGCAGCCGAUUGUCUCUGGAUGCCAUGGGAGCACGAGAGCCUUGCCAAAUCGAUGCUGCACUUCCUUUCCGACAAACCAUGCGCACGUAUAUACUGUAUUGCAGGCUUCCACACAGGUCGCGCCAAGGUCGCGCCCUUCUUCGAAGAGGUGGUGCCGGACCAAGGGCUCGAGGUGGAGGAGAUAUACGAGAUGGAUGUGGAUGGACAGCGGCGGCCAUGGGCCAAGGAGCGCGAUGGCGGUUUGGAAAAUAUGGGCGAGCGGAAAAAGUGGCUCGUUCUGGCGCGGAUACGGCGGGCUGUUCGAUCGUAG